AAAGGGAUAAAGAGAAAAAGAAGAAAAAAGCAACAUCCUCUUGCUUUUUUUCAAUUUUUAAAACUAAUAAUAUUCUACUCUUUCUUAGUUCAUAGAUUUUGGUAGUUGAGUGAAUAGUCAGGAUGCUGGAAGGCAAAGCAGUAAUUGGAGACACAGACAUGCUGGCAACCAUGCAACGAGAUGCCUUAGAUUUAGCUGCAAAAGCUCUUGAUUUUUUUGAUGUCACUGAGGCCACUGAAAUUGCCCGCUACCUUAAAAAGGAAUUUGAUACGAUGUAUGGACCGGGUUGGCAAUGCAUAGUAGGGACUGACUUUGGUUCAUUUGUAACUCAUUGCUAUGGCUGUUUCAUCCAUUUUUACAUUGGCAGCCUUGCCAUUUUGCUCUUCAAAGGCUCAGCUGCUCUGGAGGACGCCAAAGCUGAGGCUGAGGCUGACCGAUUUUCCGCUCUGCAGGAAAUAGCGUGAAGCCGCCAUUCAGCCAUACCUCCAAGUUGUUGAUUAGAAUGGAAUUAAUUGGAUGUCCCGAGCCUAAUGUCACUUCUCCAUUUUACCAUUCUCAGCCAGGACCUACUCCAAUGUACAAUAUUAGGAAAAAAUAUAUAUUAGGAUCUUCCAAAGUUUUUCCCAUAAAUUAUUUUCAGUUUAAUCUCUUCACAUUUUUGUUUACAAGUUAUAUAUGUCCAUUCUCUUUGGUCAUGAUCAAUGUCAUUUUGCUUUAUGAUUUUGAUU
Molecule: messenger RNA, 728 nt
Organism: Nicotiana tabacum (common tobacco)
Lineage: Eukaryota; Viridiplantae; Streptophyta; Magnoliopsida; Solanales; Solanaceae
Biological process (GO): microtubule-based process
Cellular component (GO): cytoplasmic dynein complex
Molecular function (GO): dynein intermediate chain binding
Source: RefSeq, a predicted model, not a curated record